AUGCCAAUACUAAACGAACGAACAGAUCCGAGUAAAGAUCAAAGUGUUCGAUGGAUCAACAAUCAGUUGAUUGAUGAUAAAAGCAAUGACUAUUUACACAACGUAACAACUGCAGCACAACCGUUCAUGUUUGGUAAUAUCAAUAACAGUUUAUUGUUGGGUCGGACGAUGCCUUUGACUGGUAGCACAACAAAGCCAGUCUCUUCACCAAGUCCGGGUCAAAACGCUGCAUCGUUAUUGCUUCAACAAAAUCCUCGACGAUAUACACCGUACUAA
Messenger RNA from Anisakis simplex (herring worm), 276 nucleotides. Lineage: Eukaryota; Metazoa; Nematoda; Chromadorea; Rhabditida; Anisakidae. The record is from the annotation of a GenBank genome assembly.